This is a messenger RNA of Chanos chanos (milkfish), 1362 nucleotides long. Its product is annotated as cyclin-dependent kinase-like 2. Bases 1 to 1362 code for a protein of 453 amino acids. The record is from RefSeq and is a predicted model, not a curated record. Gene Ontology annotation, biological process: protein phosphorylation. NCBI's taxonomy places the organism in Eukaryota, Metazoa, Chordata, Actinopteri, Gonorynchiformes, Chanidae. Gene Ontology annotation, cellular component: nucleus. Gene Ontology annotation, molecular function: protein serine/threonine kinase activity; ATP binding. The transcript has 8 exons.
AUGAUGGAGAAGUACGAGAACCUGGGUCUCGUGGGUGAGGGAAGCUACGGGAUGGUGAUGAAGUGUAGAAACCGGGAGAGUGGAAGGAUCGUGGCUAUUAAGAAAUUUCUGGAGUGUGAGGAUGAUAAGACAGUGAGGAAAAUCGCACUGAGAGAAAUAAAAAUGUUAAAGCAAUUGAGGCAUGUGAACUUGGUCAAUCUGCUGGAAGUGUGUAAGAAGAAGCGUCGCUGGUACCUUGUGUUUGAGUUCGUAGAAAGGACAGUUCUAGAUGAGCUAGAACAGUAUCCAGCUGGACUGGACCACACGCGAGUCCGCAAAUACCUCUUUCAGAUUCUCCGAGCCAUCACCUUCUGUCAUCAGCACAACAUCAUCCACAGGGAUAUAAAGCCAGAGAACAUUUUAGUGUCUCAGUCUGGUGUGGUUAAGUUGUGUGAUUUUGGCUUUGCACGAACAAUGGCUGCUCCUGGUGAGGUUUACACUGACUACGUUGCCACACGCUGGUACAGAGCACCCGAGUUGUUGGUUGGUGACACUAAAUAUGGCAAGGCAGUUGAUGUCUGGGCAGUAGGCUGUCUGUUUGUUGAGAUGCUGACGGGUGAGCCUUUGUUCCCAGGGGAUUCAGAUAUUGAUCAGCUUUACCAUAUCAUCAGGUGCUUUGGUAACCUGACACCACAGCAUCAGGAGCUGUUCUAUAAGAACCCUGUGUUCACUGGAGUCAGUCUACCAGAACCGACUGAAAGAGAACCGCUAGAGAAACGUUUCCCUAAGCUCUCCAGCUGUGAGACAGACCUGACAAAGAUGUGUCUACAGAUGGACCCCGAUAACAGACCACCAUGCUCAGAGCUUCAAGAGCACGAAUUCUUCACCAAAGAUGGUUUUCAUGUCAGGUUUUCUCCGGAGUUGACAGGUAAAAUCCAGAGGGACCUGAAGGAAAAUCCUUCAGUACCCAAAGGAUCCAAGUCAACAAAGAAAGAGAGGGAUGAAAUGACCAAAAAAGAGAGAGAAGACAGUGUAAGUAAAAGAUCCAACGCAAACUUGAAACUCAAAGAAUGUAAGUCUUUGAAAGGUGCUGCAUUAGAGUCCAAAGGUACUGCGAUAGAGUCCAAACCAGAGCGAGACAGAAUCGAAACCACCGGCACGUCCAAAACUCAAUCCGACGAGACGGAUAGGACCCCAGAAGCCACAGCCGUGCCUACCAGGCCUGCUCCAGUCAAAGACCAGAUCACAGAACAGCCCCCCAAAACCAGCAUUACCCCUUCCAUACCUCCUAUUACCCAGAAUCCUUUGGCCAUUAUCAGUAAUACUCUGAAUGUCAGCAUGGCGAUGGGACCUUCCCCAAGCUCACUAAGCCUAAGGUAUUAA